AUGGCGAAGCGACGUAACGAGAACGGCCAGAUGCGCCGCGAGGAGUACGAGGCUGCCGAUGACGAUGUGAGCGCCGACUCGUUUGAAAUCGGUUUCCAGCGCGCCAGCGACGAGUCCAUUCGCAAGCGCAAAAUUGUUAAGGCUCGCGUAGGCAGCCGACCCCCAGUGGCCAAACCCAAGACCGCUGCUACUGAAGAUGAUGCGGUCAAAAGCAACCCGUUCGGGGGAUUCCAGGGACUCACGGCUGCCAAACCUGCAGCUCCAUCCAACCCGUUUGCGGGGUUUUCGGGUCUUACGGGUACAGCCAAACCUGCUGCUGAGGCGACUUCUAUUGCCUGCAGUGACUCAAGUACUGCGGUUUCAGGCUCGUAUCAGCAGGCGAUUGAGGGACUCAACAAGGAGUUCCUGGCUUUCGUGAAUGGCCAGGCGCAGAAGAAUCCGAGCGCGAGCUGGGUGGCCGCAGUUCAGGUCUGCAUGGUUGGGGACUACUUGAAGCAUGCGGGCGAAAUCGCAACCAAGCACGCGUCCACAAAGCCUGUUGCCAUUAACGAGGCAAAGCACACAGCACCUGCACCAUUCUCUUUUGGUGCGAAACCAGCGCCAGCUCCGGUUGCAGCUUCUUCGUCUGCCCCUGCGCCAUCGAGCUCCUCCUUUUCAUUCAAUGGCAGCGCGACCAAGAAGACCGAUGAGUCGGCGAAAUCUGCCGCAUCUAGUGGUUUUUCGUUCGUUGCUGCCGCCAAGAAGAAUGAGGAGACCGCGAAGACUUCGACUAGUGGAUUUUCGUUCGGUGGCUCUGCUAAGAAAGACGAUGAACAGACCAAGUCUCCUGCGAAACCCGCUUCCGGAGGCUUUUCUUUCGGUGGUGGAGGUAGCUCACUCUUCUCUUCCAAAUCGUCGGACUCAGAGGAGAAACCCACACCUGCAUUCUCGUUUGGAGGUCUUCCCAAACCAGCGGCUUCUGCCACCUCCUCUGCACCCGCAACUGGUGGAUUCUCGUUCGGCAACCUGACAGCUCCCAAGAGCACGACACCAGCCCCGACUGGUGGCUUCAGCGUCGGAGCUUUGACACCCGCUGCCUCUACGUCGGCAGCUGCUGGCGAUGAAGACGAGGAAAAUGUCGGGCGCGAGGAGGCGACUGUCAUUAUCAAGGCUGAUUCCCCCGACGAUGACUGCACGUUCGAAGCUGCAAAGGCCAAGAUCUUUGUUCUCAAAAAGGACGAAAAGCGCUGGGCAGACAAGGGCGUGCACCCGCUCAAGGUGCUCGUCAGCAAGGAGACGAAGAGUGCACGGAUCUUGGUCCGUAACGAGAUCGGAAAGAUCGUGCUGAACUCGGCGCUGUACAAGGGCAUGCCCGUCCGUCCUCACGAGGCGAAGGACAUGGGCGCUAAGCAGCAGGAUGGCGGCGAGCCGUUGUCUCCGCAGAAGGGCGACUUCCUCAAGCUCUUUUGGACGUUGGCGGAGAGUGAGCGCGAUGUGCGUACACAGGCAGCGGCGCAACUGCUCGCGCACUUGAAGAGCAGUAACAAACAGGAAGCCGAGGUGCAGUACACGCUUAAGCGUCUGGUACGCGGCCUGGCGUCGUCUCGCGAUGCUGCUCGCCAGGGAUUUAGCACUGCACUCAGUGCGCUUCUGGCCACUUUCCCUAAGCAGCUUUCACUGCAGAGCACGCACGAAUUGGUGCGUGAAGCCAUGGAGGUGCACUCGUCCAUGAAGCCCAUGGAGCAGCGUGAGCACAUGUUCGGUCGCCUUUUCGGUUUGUUGGCGCUGCAUCGUUCCGGCCAAUUGAGUGCCGAUCUUCCGCUACUUGUGGCAGUAGUCAAAGAGCUAUUGGAGAUGGCUUCGUUCAAGCGCUGGUUCCGCGAGACGUGCUACGAGGCUGCAUUGACACUGCUAUCCGAUGUACCGGCUGAACAGUUUGUAACGGAAUUGGCAGAGCCGAUCCACACUUCUCUACAGAUUCAGCCAUCAAAGAACAGCGACGAAGAAGGCGUGGAGGCCUGGAAUGCCGACCAAGUGCUGCUGGCAGUCGGUGCUCAGCGUUAUCUGCACAUCACGGGCGUUGACCAAGACGAAGAACAGAUGAAGAAGUUGCCAGAGAACUUUGCAGCAGUAAACGCUCUGCAGCGCCACAACGUGCACUUACUGGCUCGUCCUCUGCGUGGGUCCUCAGGCUGCUACCCGCGCGUGCACUCGGCUUGGUUCGGAGUAUUCGGCCACGUGCUGAACCCGACGGAUGAUGCGUCAACACCAGUUGAUGGUGAGCUUUUCCAAGAGGCCUGGACUGUACUGGUGGAGAAUUCUCUAGUCGGUGGCAGUAGCACAGACGACAGCGCUCCUACUAGCCACGAGCGUCAGGGUCUGGCGUUGAAGCUGUUCGAGCUAGUCGCACCGAAGCUCCCAGCGCCUGUUCUACGCGCCAUCCUGACUCCCCGAUUCGUCAAGUGUCUGUACAACAACGGAGUAGCCAAGAAGAAUUAUCUGCACGAAGCUGCACGCCACUGCCUCAAGUCUUUCGCCUCUUGCGCUCCAGCCGAGUUCUUCCACUUUUUCCGCAAGCAGUUUUCGUCUCCGUUGUCCGUCCUGGUGACUUCUACGUCGGCUGAUAGUGACGAGGAGGAGGAGGAGCCCAAGAAGAAGCAGAAACUAAGUGCUGGGGGCUUCGAUGCGCUCAUUCAGCUGGAAGAGAAGAAGGAGCGCGAGGAAGCGGUCAAACGACGUACUGAUCGCGCUCGCGUGUGGGCUGUGGAGACCAUGGUGGCUGCUCUUACAGAGCUGCUGAGCGCGAAAAACGGGGCGGACGAUGAGACCAAGAAGCUGCAGGACAAUGUGCUGCGUUUUCUGGUAUUUCACUCGUUCUUUACGCCGUCGGAUGAGGCUGAUUCCACUCCGUCGAAGAAGAGCAAGAAGAGCAAGAAGAGUAAGAAAUCCAAGUCUGCAGAGGCCGACGAUGUGGUUCAGGAGGCUUCCACUGCCUCGCCUGCUCUGUCAGAGAAUGUGGCUGGCUACGCCAAGACGCGUCUGUUCUCGCUGCUUAGUUUGGGUCUUGCCGGUGCCGACGGGGCUCGUGCCAGCGCCAGCGUGUUGAGUCGCAUCUUUGCGAUUGCUCAAGACAUGCAGAGUAACAACAGUGCUCUUGUCUUGCGUGAACCUCUGAGCGAUGAAGCUGCGGCGCAGUUUAGUGCUCUCGUCAGCCGCGUGGAUGCUCUACGGAGCAAGGAGCAGGACGAAGAGAAGAAGACGACGCGUCGUCCUCUAAGCGAGGCGUUCCUGCUGCUGUUCAUGAGCUCUGGCCUUCAGCUCCUAGACGCCGAACAGCGUGAAGACGCCGCUGUGGUGGCUGCUGAUCUGGACAAAUGUUACGCUCAGCUGGUAGCGCGCGAGAGCAAGAAGAAGAGCAAGAAGAGCAAGAAGGGAGACGCUGAGAAUGAAGACGAGUCCGUGGUGGUGCUCACAGAUCUGCUGCUGAGUCUGCUGUCCCAAGACUCGAGUGCGCUGCGUGAAAUCGUCACUCAAGUUUUCCGGUCGCUCCUGCCGCUACUUAACAGCGACUGUCUGAGCACCAUGAUGGACGUGUUCCAGCCGACUGAGACUGAAGCUGCUGCUGAGGAAGAGGACGAUGAGUUUGCUCCGAUUACUGAGAAUGACGAGGAGAACGAAGAGGAUGGUGAAGAGGAGGAAGUGGUGCUCUCUUCAGCUGACGCAGUGUCCGAUGCGCUCCGUAGCGACGAGAAGCUGGCGGCGUUGCAUCAAGAGGAUCUGGCGCUUGCCGCCAUCGUGGGCCAAGUGAAGGUCCGCUCGCAGCGCAAGAAGGACCUCAAGCGUGCUCGCCUGCAGACCAUGCACUUCCAGCUGCGUGUUCUGGAUCUACUGCAAGUGUUCGUCUCGCAGCGACCAGAGCAAACCGAGGCGGCUACUGCCAAGCACAACGCCCUGGUGUUGUCACUGGUAGUCCCGCUGUUCAAUGUGCUGGCUCGUGUGCAGAAUGGCGACUCGGAGAAGCUGGUGCUUCGGGAUCGUCUGCAAGCAGUGCUGCUCCACAAGGUGCUCCGUGCUAAGGACAAGAUCCCCUCUAGUGGAGCUGCGCAGAACGAGGCACUGGACGCUCUGCGUCAGAUCGCAGAGCUCAUUCGCACUGUCCCCAUGGACAAGGAUCAUAUCGGGAAGGUGGCGUCUGCUGCUGUUGUGUAUCUCGUCCGUGUGAUCUGCACUAGUGAGGAUCCGAGCGAGGAAGCGCAGAAGAUUAUCCACGACUCGGUACUGGAUGCCUUCACUAAAAAGCACUCGCGCUUCCCACGUGCGUCGUUCAAGGAGCUCUUGACCAAAUCUCCUGCUGCUGGAGCUCGUGUGCUUCUUGAGCCUCUGGCUGCUGUCGCUGUGGCUACUGAGAAGGAUGCGGCUGUGGACGAGUUCUCCAAGUGCGAAGUGUUCCGACUUCUUACGGUGCUGCUUCGUGGCGCCACGAAGUUGCAGCAGAGUGGAGAACUCUCGAAGACUCCCUUCCAGCGUGUGCGGAAGUCGUUGAAGACGGCGCUCGUGCGGCAACUUAAUCCUGGAAGUGUGCAGCAACUUAAGGCCAAGAGAGUGAAGGUCGUGAUGAUGUUCGCGCUGCAACUUGUCAAGUUCUGGAUCGCGGAGGACAAGAAGGGGACGGAACACGACGUUCGUGCUGUGGUUGAGGCUGUGCAGGCUGUGGACUCCAAGUCGCCAGUUGUGAAGGGUAUGGUCCAGCAGGUAUCUGAAGCGGCGGGUGUCCCGUACGUGGCUGCUAACGGCGUUAAGAAGGACGAGGACGAGCUGAUGCCUGAAGUGGAGGAGGUAGAACCGAAGAAGACCAAAAAGACCAAGACCAAGAGCCCCAAGGACAAGCAAAAGAAGAAGCGCAAGCGAUCAAUUGCCGAGGAGUAA
This is a messenger RNA of Phytophthora infestans T30-4, 4905 nucleotides long. RefSeq lists its product as uncharacterized. The transcript has 5 exons. The record is from RefSeq and is a predicted model, not a curated record. Gene Ontology annotation, biological process: intracellular transport; regulation of DNA-templated transcription. Bases 1 to 4905 code for a protein of 1634 amino acids. Lineage: Eukaryota; Oomycota; Peronosporomycetes; Peronosporales; Peronosporaceae. Gene Ontology annotation, molecular function: transcription factor binding; DNA binding. Gene Ontology annotation, cellular component: nucleolus; nuclear pore.